AAAAAAAAAAAAAAAAGAAGAUAUAAGCGAAGUGAAACUUUCACGCACCCGACUCCUCCUUGACGCCAAAUCAUAUAUGCCAACCCUUAUAGAUAUGUCCCAGGCGCAAGUCCCCAACAUGAGUAUGCUGGUUGAUAUGGGCCUUUCUAGACCCAUUCCCGUCAAGGCUGCUUUGCGAAUGAUUCGUGCAGCCAUCAAGACAUUGCUGUACAUGCGUGGACAAAUGAGCAGCCCUUGGGAGCAGCUCGAGCAAUUGCUAAAGCUUGAAAUAGCCCGUCAAGCGCAGGAGCAGGGGCAGGAGCAAAAACAAGGACUGGUGCAUGGACAAGAGCAAGGGCAAGGGCAAAGGCAGGAACAUUAUCGCCACCAGCCUCCGAUACAAUCCCUUCAAGAGUUUCUUGAAACAGCUGAAUCCAUGUUUGUUGAUCUGGAAGGAUCUAUUUAUGCCCAGCUCUUUUCCCGCCUUCAACAGCAGCAAAAACAAUCAUCAUUACACUAUAUACAGCCUCAAACUUCCUUCCCUAAUGCGAAUUCAGGUUCUAUCAACGCUCAACAAACAACAACGUCUGUACCUUUGACUAUGGCGCAGGCAAGGUCACCACCCGGCAACAGUAAUGACCUUUAUAUAUCAUUGGCUGUUGUCUUCGGAAACACGUUAACUGUCCCAAAAGAGCAAUACAUGAUCCGUAUUGGGCCAUUGGAACCACAACAGGCUUUGUUACUAUCUACUCCUCCAAUUACUGUUUAUGAUCCUAUUGCUACCACCACCACCACCACAAAUAAUUUUGUCCACAACUUGCAUAACAAUGAUCGGAUACCUCUUUCGAACCUCAGUGACUAUCAUCGGAUUUAUCACGGCUACUCUAACAUGCACUUAGAUGAUAAAGGUCAUGAGUAUCAUCCUCGCUAUCACCAGCAUCGCCACCGCCAGCAGCAGCAGGAGCAAGAGCAGAAGCAGAAGCAAAAGCAAACACGCGAAGAAAAAGCAUGGGAAAGAAAGCUGCUUCAUCAAAUCAUUGGUAUGACCUCAGUAGUCGCAGAUACAGAUUCAAAAACAGGAAAUGAACUUUCUAACGGCGGCAGUCGAGGAUAUCAAGAACAACCAAAUCAGUUAUCCCCAUCGCUCCCAUCUCGAGCAAAAGUUCAUCUACUCUUGAAGGCUCCCUCUGCAUUAACAUUCCAGGGAUUAUUUCCGAAGCAGAUGAUUGUUCUCCCAGAGGAUUUUUCAGUCAGUGAAGCCCAACGGGCAUCAAAGUCGACAUCGUCGUUAGUAGCAGAUAAUAGAAGCAGAAAUAGCAACAGAAAAAAGCGCUGGCCAGUUCAUCAUCUUCAUAUUUUUGGGCCAUCCACAUCAGCAUCAGAAUCAGGGGGGUCAGCAUCCGCCGAACUGCCCGAAAUUUGGUAUGAAGUUGGCUCUGGCAUCCCGCCACUAUCGCCCCUUCUCUGAAAUGAAAUACCCG
Molecule: messenger RNA, 1460 nt
Organism: Lobosporangium transversale
Lineage: Eukaryota; Fungi; Mortierellomycota; Mortierellomycetes; Mortierellales; Mortierellaceae
Exons: 3
Coding region: 77-1447 (456 amino acids)
Biological process (GO): regulation of exit from mitosis
Cellular component (GO): nucleus
Source: RefSeq, a predicted model, not a curated record